AUGUCUAAGGCUCUUAUCCUGCAGCAUUCUGUCACUAGUCUCUCUCCUAACUCUAAAGUCUCUGGUCUCUGGUCUCUAUUUACGUGUCGACCGUACAAAUGGAGGUGAUCGCUAACCAGGCUUUGCUAACGUGCGCUAGGGACACUCUAUCCACUUUGCUGACCUCGAUUGCUGUUGUGGUCAAUGCUGAGGUUUGA
Molecule: messenger RNA, 197 nt
Organism: Ilex paraguariensis (yerba mate)
Lineage: Eukaryota; Viridiplantae; Streptophyta; Magnoliopsida; Aquifoliales; Aquifoliaceae
Source: the annotation of a GenBank genome assembly